AUGAAAUAUCGCCGGCAGAGCUUUAUCUUUUUAUUCGUUCUGUCUGGUCUGGCGAUUCUUCGUUGCUCGAGCGAGGAGAUCACGCUGAGCAUCAAUCUUAAAGAACCCGUCGCUGUGACCGACGAGAAAUUUCUCAGUCUUACCAUUGAUCCAGUAACUCUAUUAGCCGGGAAUGCGCUAAGCGCGGAUUUCGAGAGAAGCAUAAAUCUGGCGAGAGCCUUGAGCCCUGCAUAUUUACGAUUCGGAGGACCACGUAAUUCCCUCUACUACUUUACCGAGUCGAAUUCUCAGGACGCCGAUGACGAGAGAAAGAUAGUACUAUCUGCGUGUGUUAUGAUCGUAGAGUCAGACUGGGUUCUGACCCAUCAAUGGGCGGAAAAGGCAAGAUUGGAUGUGAUCGCCUGCAUUUCGCCAGACAAUCGACAAAAGGAGUUCGAGGAGUCCGAAAAUGCGAUGGAGAUCAUUUCAUUCAGCGAUCACAUGGAUUUUAAUGCCAACUGGCAGCUGGGAUAUGAGUGCCAAAUUAGAUGCAAUCUAUCGGCUGGUGAUUUAGGGAAACAGACGGUCGGCCUGCGAAAAGUAUUGGACGAAUACCCCAGAUACUCGAGAAGCAUCGUUACUGGGCCUGACGUCGUCGCUUAUAACAGCGUCAAGUAUCAGGAGUAUCUUCGAGAUUACUUCGACGUUGCCGCGCCUGCACUCUCGGCCGUCACGUGGCAUCCCGACUUCGACAGCGUUACUCUGGGGAACGGUGGAGCCUUCAUACAUCAGGAUAAUUUAGAGGAGGAGAAGGAAGAGAUGUUCAAAGUCAUAGGCCGUUUUGUAGAGAAUAAACCAUUAUGGAUUGCCGAGUCAAGUCCAGAAGAAUGCAAAAGCUUAUUCAUCGGAGCGCUCGUUUUGACCAGAAGGCUGGGAAACGCGGCAAAAUUGAACGUGAACGUGUUCAUGAGGCAACCAACAGACCUGACUCGACCAACUCCAGACUACUGGGUGUCUCUUCUUCACAAAACUCUCGUUGAACGACAAGUAUUCGACGCGAGGAUUCAAACUGGCAACGAGAAUCAUAUCUAUCUUUAUUGCCAAUGCGCGAGAGCUUCGAACAGGCACGAAAGAGGAUCUAUCGUGAUCUUUGGUGUGAAUCUGAGGCCAGAGGACGUCGCGAUUGAUUUCGAAGGGGCCGAGAUUACCACUGUUCACGAGUACAUUCUUUCGCCAGGUCUCGAUGCUCCUAACAGAAUGUUUGCCAAAACCAUUUUCUUAAACAAUAAAUUGCUGACUCUAACCAACAACACUAUCCCUGAGAUACGUCCGAAGGUUUUGAACGACUCGAGAGGUCUGGAUCUUCAAUUACAAUCGGGUGACAUCGGUUUCUGGGUUGUUCCCGAUUUAAAGAUAAAAUCUUGCAUGAAAGGUGACGAUACAUCGCGAGCAAAAAUCUCGCGUAAUUACAAAAACGUGGAGGACGUGAAGAUACGCGUUAAAAGAUCUGUACGUCGGCAUCGAGCAGCUACGAGGAACGAAAAGAUAAACCGAAUAAGCGACGGCUCGACGUUUAAGUCAAACGUAAAGAGAGAACUGAAGAGACUGAGGAGAUUCGUGAAAAGGAAGUUGAACGAUUACGAGAGUAGAUCGCUGUUAAACAUCAGAGGAUUAUCCGGCGAGAGAACCGGCGAUGUCUCGACCCAGCCCGAAGAAAACAUGCAGAGCAAAUUGCAAGAGUUCAAGAAUCGUCUCGCUCGUAUCAGAGAUCUAAUAACCUCGAGCGACACGAGGAUCGAAUUGAGAAAGCCGAUUGCCGACCUCGUCACGGACGCGAUCUCUUUGAUGAUGAAGAUACAGAACACUCUGAAAGCCAUCAAGAAGCAAACCGACCAGGAAAAUAGGAAAAGAUCGUCCGACAGUGUCAGAGAGUCCCUGAACACCUUGUACGAGCGUUUAGCUCGCGGUAACUUGGACGAGCCGAUCGACUCUGAAAAGAGACGGACGAACCAAGACUCUAAAAGGACCAGGAGAGAUCUACUCGCGGAGAUCGAGGGAUCUACGGCCUUGAAAAGGGACAGUCAUUUACGAAGCGGCAGAGAUCGUAAAAGCGACCCGAGGUUUGCGUGGCCGAGAGAAAACACGUACUUGAAAAAACACGUACAACCGAGCGUCGUGGAGUUCGAAAGCAACGACAGCGGAGGAAACACGUUUCGCGAGCUUUUCAAAGGAAAUCCGGUGGAAGAUUUUUCGGAGGACGAUGCGUUCUACGAACACUCCCCUCGAAACAGAGGCUACGAUUACGUGUUCGUUGAAGAUUCUCCUUUGCGCCGUGAUUACUCGAAGAACGACGAAUUGAAAAUCCGGAGGAAACUUUCAAAGAUGGAUUAUGAUAUCGUGAACGAUCGUCCGUGGACUGGCUACGAAAACACUUACGAUUAUCCCUUGUACGAGCCCGCAGAUCUCGUUGAUAGUUUAACGCCUUAUCGGAAAGAUCCGAUGGAACUAAAUUCGAAAGAGUCUGGCGAAGUGUGGGAAGAACAAAUUUACAAUCCUCGGGUAAUCAAUGGAUUCGGCAAUGAGAAAGGAUUUGACGUUGUGAAUUUGGGAAUGACUGGAUCAAGUGGAGAUCACGAAAUUGAUAAAGGCAGGCCGGAAGAAUUAAAUGAUUAUUACGAACUCGGUGACAUUCUACGGAAUCACAGGCCUUACGUACACAACCCUUUGAUCGAACCUGAUGCGUUUGCCAGAGGAACCUAUAGAUCUCGGGGAAAUGACAGACUUGGUAAUGAGAAGGAAUUGAAAUUCGUAGGGAUUCGGUCGAACGAAGAUCACAAAGUCCAAGACGAUAACGGUGGAUUAAGAGGAGCGAACGAUUACCGCGAAUCCAGUAAUCUUCCUAAAAAUCAUAGACCCAUAUACAGCCCUUUGAUCGAACCUGACGCGUCCGUUCUUCGAUAUAUAUUGACUAGACAGCCAUCGAACGAAAGGAAGGAUUAUUAUGCAAAUAAAAAAUCUCUCCCUGAUUACUAUCCAAGUUCUAUUAUAAAAGGACCGGAUUUCUCGAUCGGAUCUGCUUCUCGUGGAAAUACGAGAUCCAAGAGAAGGGACGAAGAUCUGCACGCGAUGUUCGACGAAGAGAUGAUCAACGAGGACGACGCGAACUCGAGGGACUGCAAGUGCAGAGUGGUUAGAAAUUCGAGAAGCUGCGGCUGCCGAUCGAAGAGAGACGCUGUUGAAUCUUUGAAAUCUCUGGAGUCUGAGGUUGAUCAAAUUCCAGUUGUAGGGCAACUGAGCAAGGACAUAGUUAAAUCGAACAUACGCGAACAUACAGACGUUGAGAUAUUUUCAGAAUUCAACGAGCACCCGUUCGAGAAAGAAUCUUCGAGUCCGGAAAUUAAUCGAGACGCGAAGGAUCGUCCCCGCGACGAUGCGAAUGUACGAGAAUCUUCUUCAGAAGUCAACGGUUCGUACCUGAAUCCGGAUCUGCUCGUUCGAGAGGAGCCUUUAACCACUGGCGAAGCGUGCGAGGAAACGUUUGCAACAUUGAUGACACGGGAUCCUUACGAGAAAAUGGAAUCACAAACUGAAUCCUCAAACGCGAAAAUCAGCGACGCGAGGACGUCGUUGGAUGCUGAACCGGGCGAAGGUGUGACUCGCGACGACGCAGAAUCAUUCGAAAUCAAAAGCAGCGCGUAUGCAGCGAGUUCGGAUGCUUCGAGUCGGAAGCCGUUGAUCAGCGACGAACGCGAAGAAACGUUCGCGAAGUUAACGAAACGAAACCCUUUCGAGAAAGUAGAAUUGCAAACCGACAUCGAAUCCGACUGGAACACAAAGAUCAGUCGCGAUACGAUGUCACAGGCUGAAUCGGUGCUGGCUGAAACAAACUUGGAGGAUUUGAACAAAGAUGUAGUGGAUCGUUCGGACGUGGAAGAAUUUUCAGUGCUCACGGACUCGUCCGCGCAGAACUGGGAGUUACAGGACGAGUCCUCGAACGUGGAAAUUGUACGAAACGAGAAGACACCGUCGUCGUUGCAAAUUGAAACGAGCGUGGAGAACAAUGGAGAGAUCCCCCCUCUGCAAAGCAGAUCAGACUUCGAAACAUCAUCAUCCACAGAUCAGUCGUUGACUUUGGAUUUAAAAGCGCGCGACGAGACUACGUUUUUUCUCGGGGAACCUGACGAGAAGAGGGGGGAGGAGGCGACGACUAAUACUGCGAAGUAUACUGCGUUUAAUCGGGAAAGUUCUACGUCCUCCGUUGUCGUUGGCGAGGCGAAGGGAAACGCAAAGGAGAAAGGAAAUGCCGAGGAAGCUGAGACUCCGAGAGCGGAAAGUUCAAGUACGACAGUUACCAAGGCGGUUUCCUCUUUAUCAGAGGAAACUAUCGGGCAAGAAUCUGAAAACAAUUACGAUAACGGUAACGUUGUCGCAGCGAACUCGAAACGGGAGGCCAAACUCCAAGAGGCGCAACUUCCCCGUGAAAAAGCCGAGGUCGCGAGCCUGCUCGCUCAGCCAUCCGGCCAGAGUAAGAGGAGAUUAAACGUUUCGAAGCCUCGGGCGUCGAAGAGAGUGGAAACACUCAAGGCGCUGAAAGAUCUGUUCCUCAAAUUAAAAGAAGAAACGCGCGGCUCCAAGUCGGCCGCAAAGUGGAGAUCGCAGAUCAACAAGCAGAGGAACGAACCGAGGCAGAUUAAACAAUUGCGGAAGAAAUUACGCGAUAAGAGGCAGAUGAUACUGCGGAAAUGCGAGAGAGGCAUUCGCGGUAUGAUAGAUAAUAUGGAGCAAGACGCGGAGGGAAGAAAGUUAAAAAGAAGGGAAGCCUGGGAGAGGAUCAGAGACAGCGAAGAUUUUCGAGAUAUGAUUGAUCGCGAGAAACUGGCUUACGUAUUGAUGUAUCAGCCGGCCAAGUACAAUUCGAAAAGGGAGGUCAGCUCGAGCGAAGUAGCCGAGAGGAUAGAAGUAAUACCGGAAGUGACCGAGAUCGUCCGAGCGAGAAACGUUAGACAGAGAGUUUUUAAUCCGAGCAAUCAGAGAAACUUCCAAGAUACCACGCUCGUGGAACAUCCCGAUCCUGCCAAAUUAAGAAAGAAGAUUAUACAACUGGCCAAUUUGCGUCGGGAUGAAAAGUCAAGUAGAGGGAAACCUGACGAAAGCAAGGAGAACAACGACAAGGUAUAUCUCGCUGUGGUGGAGGACAUCAAGAGACCGCGAAUAUUUCAUUACGAGGAAGAUCCGGAAAACGAAGAGGAGGAAGGAGAUACGCAGGCUCAACCGCCGCCACGCUCUCCCUAUAACAGUAAGUACAAUCGGCCGCUACAGAAGCCUUAUCGCGAAAGUCUUAAAGCCGCUCAAUAUUCCGAGGAAGAGGAUCAGGAAGAAUCAGAUGAACUCCCCGAGGGCAAAGAAAUAUACAUAAUCGAUCCGUCCGAGUACAAAGGAGGGGACCCACCGAUCCAAUUGUACGGAACUCCGUCGAAAUCGAGGAUUAAUUUCAAGAAAAUAAUCAGCUGGAAACCUUCGAGUUCGAGCCACAAGUCCUACGAAACUCGUCAACCGAACCGGAAGCACGACGAAAUUCCGGACGACAAUUCUCCAGACGCAAUCGCCGACGAAAUUAUCAGAACUAUAUUCGACAACGUCGACUCUCGGGUCCAAGAGUUUUUUAAAAUAUCGGCGAAAGAGGGAGACCCGGAAAAUUUCCAAGAGGAAGAUACAAAUGAAUACGAAGAGGAAUACGAAGAAAAUUGCGAGACGAGUGCGUCUUCGGAGAAGACUGGCGCGCAAGGCGUGAGAUAUCUGAGAGAGAGUGAUCGAGAUGUCUCGGAGGGAGAAACGCAAACUGAAGAUGUUUCUGACGCGUUAAUUCCUCGAGAAACUACCAUUUCGAGCGUUAAUAUUUCUGUGGAAGAUUCGAAAGAUGAAGACGCUGCGCGUGUUCGAGAACGAAGAGACGCGAACAGUGGAUCGAAAGAAUAUUUUACGUCCAUGCCCGUGACUUUGAUGCGCAAAGUAUCGGACGUAAGCCGGAAAAGUGAAUCAAAUAACUAUUUACAUCUGAAGCAGAGUUCAGAGAACAUCUCCCGUGAAAAUCCAUCCAGAUCGAAAAUUGAAAAGGCAAAAGACUAUCUCGAGCUGGUUCUUCCUAAAAAGUUCUACGGUAAAACAUUGGCGAGCAUGAAGAAACAAAUUUGUUUGACGAAAAAGAGCGGCAACGACAAAUCUAAAAAAUACGAAAAUUUCCCCAAAAAUCUGAGAAUUCUAAGUUCCUUGACAUCGAAGUCAUGUGAUCCCUUUGGUAAGAAAGACUCUGUUGAAUACACGUCGAUCGAGGUGAAUCCGAUUGUUGGAGCAAGAGAUCUGUAUAGAAAAAUUUCCAAAGACUACCAAGGUGCGUCGGACUCUGUGGAAAAAGAUCCAAAAUUGGAUAAACGUAAGGAACGUUCAGACGAUGCCUCGUACGGUGAUGAGAACGUUUCCAACAUGCAAGAACUUCGUAACGAAGAGAAAGAUAGAGAUAAUAAAGAAGUGAAUUUAGAGAAAGCAUCGUUUUCUAAUAUACUUGAAACAUUGAGGGUGUUGCCAUGGAUAAAAAAGUCUAACAGACUCCGAAGAGAAGCGAUAGAUCAAGAGACCAACGAAAAUAAUAACGCGGAGAAGGUACAGCCGUCUGAAUUGCAACAUCUUGAUUCAGAUGGAUCUUCCAGCCCAAGGAACCCGAUAUCUAGUCAGAUCGAUGACGUCGAGAAAUCGCUGAUUCAGAAGAUACCACUUGAAAAAUUCUCGACUUCGAGGAGGAAUGCCAACAAUAGAAAGAACAUCAAGAGAAACAACGAUGAUGGAUUGUCGUCUCUUUUGAAGAAAAGCAUACCAAAGUUAGGGAACGUCGUGGUGAACGGACUGAAUAAAGCGGAGAAUUUUACUGGAUCGGUGGAACAGUUAAUUAUGAAUCUGGAUGAGAAGUAUAACAAAACUUUAAAAGAGGAGCAACGAAGAGAUUCCACGAGCACUAGGUCAAUUGGUCCUACUCAGAGUGUUCUUCACAAUGCGGUGGCGAAUGUGAAGAAGAUUUUCAUACUACUUAGCGGGAUCACUAAUCUUCUUCAG
Messenger RNA from Heterotrigona itama, 7083 nucleotides. The record is from the annotation of a GenBank genome assembly. Lineage: Eukaryota; Metazoa; Arthropoda; Insecta; Hymenoptera; Apidae.